Messenger RNA from Thermothielavioides terrestris NRRL 8126, 1771 nucleotides. RefSeq lists its product as uncharacterized. NCBI's taxonomy places the organism in Eukaryota, Fungi, Ascomycota, Sordariomycetes, Sordariales, Chaetomiaceae. The transcript is spliced from 2 exons. Gene Ontology annotation, molecular function: hydrolase activity, acting on ester bonds. The coding region runs from base 287 to 1588 and encodes 433 amino acids. The record is from RefSeq and is a predicted model, not a curated record.
CCGAGCCUCCCUAGCCCGGAUCCGCCUUGGUUGACAACCUAAGCGAUGAUGGAAUCAGCGGGCAGCCCAUUUAGCCUGAUUGACUCCCCGAACCUCUUGGUUCCGGGCCAACGGAUUUUCUUCGCCGGAAGACAUGGACACCGUACGCAGUAAGACGCGAGAUGCGACCGUUGCAGUGGGUUCCUGCGUCUUGGCCGAGUAUGAAUAGACCCCGUGUCCGGGCGGCCGGCGAGCUCGAGAUGGACCGUCGACACAGGGGAUCGUGUUGUUCUCUUUGACCGCCGCCAUGCCCAGCACUUUUGGCCUUCGUCGGCUCCUCGGCCUUGUGCUGAGCGCGACCUGCGUGACUAUCGCGACAUGCCACGACCACUGGGUCGACAUUUGGGCGUGCAUGCCUCAGCAGGUCGAGCCGUAUAAUCUUCCUAACCCGCCCUAUAACGGUACCGACGGCGUGUUCCAGAACACGACGAUCCGCCAGACCGUCUACAUCACGCAGGACGCGUCCACCAUCCGGCUGCAGUUCAGCAACGCCCUCGGCGCGUCGGACCUGCCCAUCACCGCGGCAACGGUGGCGCUGCCCGUGAACGACGCCGCCGGCGCGAGCGCCAUCCGCACCGAGACGCUGCAGCACCUGACCUUCUCGGGCUCGCCGUCCUUCCAGGUCCCCAACGGCGCCCUCGUCGUGUCCGACCCGAUCCACUUCCCCGUCAAGGCCCAGAGCGUGCUCACCAUCACGGUCUACCUCGCCGCGGGCCAGUCCGGCUUCGGCAUCACGGGCCACCCGGGCAGCCGCACGACAAGCUGGCUGUCGCAGGGCAACCUGGUCGCCGCCGCGGAUCUCAACUCGACCGCCGUCGGCACCAACGUGCAGAGCAUCGACAAGUGGUUCCUCAUCUCGGCCGUGCAGGCCUGGCUGCCGGCCGAGUACGUCUCGCUGGCGGUCGUGGGCGACAGCAUCACGGACGGGCGCGGCAGCACGACCAACCACAACGACCGCUGGCCGGACCAGCUGCUGGCGCGGCUGCGCAGCAACCCGCUGCUGCGGGGCAUCUCGGUGGCCAACAUGGCGGCGGGCGGCAACCGGGUGCUGGCGGACGGGCUGGGCCCCAACGCGCUGGGGCGGGUGGAGCGCGACGUGCUGGCGCACCCGGGCGCGCGGUACGCGCUGGUGUACGAGGGCGUCAACGACAUCGGCACGGCGGCGUCGGAGCGCGCGGCGCAGGCGGCGGUGGGCGACCGGCUGAUCGCCGCGUACGAGCAGAUCGUCGCGCGCCUGCACGCCGCCGGCCUGGCCGCGUUCGGCGCCACCAUCACGCCCAUGAGCGGGCCCGGCCAGGUGUACGGCACCCCCGAGCGCGAGGCGGAGCGGCAGCGCGUCAACAAGUGGAUCCGCACGAGCGGGCGGUUCGACGCGGUCGUGGACUUUGAUGCGGUCGUGCGGGAUCCCAAGAACGACACCAUGCUGAGGGCGGAGUACAACAGCGGGGAUUGGCUGCACCUCAACCCGGCCGGGUACAAGGCGAUGGCGGAGGCGGUCGAUCUGAGGCUGUUCCUGUGGUUCGCGGGCGGGUCGAGCGCGAUGGUGUGAGAUGGGAGGUGAGAGGGGAUGAUCUGGGCGGGGGGCGGCGGUGAACGGAAGGGAGAAGAAGAGACGACGGUGGGGGAGGGAAGAGAGGAGAAGAAGAUAUUUAGUUUAGUAAUAAUGACCCAAACAGAGCCCGGGCUAGGGCUGCGAAAAUGCAGUUCUCAUUGGACUGAGGGACAUGCAUCA